GUCAAGUCAAUCACGCACACUACGAAACGAAACAAGCUCGGGGUAUUGUCAUUCACAUCUGUUUUCAUAAAUUGUUGUUAUAGUUUGUAUAUAAACGUAAUUUAUUCUCAAUUUAUUUAUUGAUGAGUGUUAGAUUUAAUUUAAAACGGUUGUUUGAGUGAUUGUGUUAUCAAGUAAUGUUUGUUUGGGUCCUUAUUUAUUUUUUUUACUUGUGACGUCAUUGUUUUCAACUGCCAGUAUAAACGACGCAAUAACUUAAAAUUUCGAAAAUGGACUUAAAAUGAGGAUUGUUUUCGUAAACAAGGUCAGGCCACGCAAUGUCGGCGGAGUCCCCGCGGCACGCGCGGGCGGGUGGGCCGCUCACGGUGCCCGCUCAGCCGCCCAGCGACCGCGGCCUCAUCGAUGCGGUGUCGGGCUUCAUCAACGACGUCACGCUGUCCUCCUCCUCCACAGCGGACCCUAAGGACGUCAUACAGUGGGCUCGGUUCGAGACAGCAGACAUAAACGAGCCGACGCCUGAAGGCGACUGCGACGCUGACAUCUCCCCCCUGCUGCUGAUCCUGGGCUACGGCUCCGGAGUCCAGGUCUGGCUGAUCCCCCCUAGCGGGGAAGCGCAGGAGGUUCUGUCAUGGCGUCAAGGCACAGUGAGGGUGCUCCGUAUACUGCCGACCCCGCAGCACGGCGACUGUUUCACGUCGAAAAGGCCCCUCAUAGCCCUGUGUGACUCCGCAAGCCCCGGACCUACGUUCUGCUCUCUCAGCUUUAUAUCCAUAAGAGGAGGGGAGCAGGUGAAGAGUAUAAAAUUCAAGAACCCAAUCCUCGACGUUCUGGCCAACAAGCGUUCCGUGGUCGUGGCCUUCUCCGAGAGGUUCGCUGUUUUCGACGCGGGGUCUUUGGAAGACCGGAUGGCCGUGACGACGUGCUAUCCGUGCCCUUGCCCUUUGGGGGGCAGCCAGCCUAUCAACCCCUUGGCACUGGGGGAUCGCUGGUUGGUGUAUGCUGACAAGAAGCUUCACCCUUCGAAGAGAAGCAGCGGAGGAUGUGAAGGUGAAGGAGUAACAAGCUACACAGCAACUGUCCUGCACGCAGCGAAGUCCCUCAGCAAAGGCCUACGAGGUCUUGGAGAGAGUGUGGCCCACAGUCUAGCAGGCGGGCGGAGCACUUCUCAAUCACCGUCGCCGCCCAAUAGCGACACUCAGCAGGCGGGAGUCGUCACCAUCCUAGAUAUAGAGGGCAAUGAAUACGACGACGGCCAAGACAGUGAAGAGCCAUACGACCCCAUAGUGGCCCACUUUUUAGCGCACUCUGAAGCCAUCAUAGCGUUGAAGUUCGACGCAAGUGGGAUGCUCCUAGUAACCGCGGACCGGCGCGGGCAUGACUUCCAUGUGUUCCGUAUCAACCCACACCCCUGUGGCCCGAGUUUAGCCUCUGUGCAUCAUCUGUAUAUACUGCACAGGGGGGACACUACGGCUAAAGUGCAGGACAUCGCGAUAUCUCCAGACUCGCGCUGGACAGCGAUCACCACACUCCGUGGUACCACGCACGUGUUCGCAAUCAGCCCGUACGGCGGCGCGUGCGGCGUACGCACACACACGCAACCGCGCGUCGUCAACCGCCUGUCGCGGUUCCAGCGCUCCGCCGGUCUCCCUAUACACGCGCAGCCACCGCGCUCUGGCAGCCCCGUCAGCGAAUGCCUCGGCCAAGGCGCAUGGUUCCCUAACCCGCGCUUGCCGCCGUAUCCGUUGCCGUGUCUGUGCUCUCCGCUGGCCCAGCUGCGCCCUACGGCCAACCUGCCUACGCGGACCAUCACCCGCACCAGCUCAGGCCGGCAACGCUUGUCCUCUCAGUCCGAGGAUUGCAACAGCGCGCCAUUGCCAGCUCGCGCGCGCUUCGGGCUGUCGGUGUGCAGUGCGGCAACGCCGCGCGCGCCCGCCAUGCCGGCGCUGUACCUCGUCACGCACACAGGCGGCUUGUUGCACUUAGUACUGCAUGCCCGCCCUGCUAAAAGUAUCCCCAAAGAAAAAGUAUGCGACGAGUCUCCAAUAGAGGUAGAAGUGGAACACGUGGCGCAGUGGGCGCUAGCGCGGCCGCCGCCGCCCGCGCCCGACCUGCUGGCGCCGCUGCCUCCUACCAGCCCGCUGCUGCAGCCCAUAGGGAACAAGUUAAUCUGUGCGGACAUGUGCAUGAGCGAAGAGGAGCGCUGGCUGUCGCAAGUGGAGAUAGUGACCCAUGCCGGGCCCCACAGGAGAUUGUGGAUGGGGCCCCAGUUUAUCUUCAAGACGUAUAACACCACUGGGUCGAACUCAUCUCUCUCCGAAGCGGAAGCAGUAGAAGUGGACACAAGCGCAGCGGGCAGCGUGGCGCGCUCCAACCCCGUCAACAUGCCGGGCGUGCGGCCCGUGGUGCCUGUGAUGGUCGACUCCGGCUCCGCCAGUUCCUUGGAGCACUCCCCAUCGGACAGUUUCCGUCGCAAGUCUUUGCUGGCCGACAGCGGCCGCGCGUCUGUCUGUGACGUACAGCUACGUGAGGACCUCGCCGAGGCCAUGAAGGAGGACCACGGGUGGCCGCGCGAGCGGGAGCGGGAGCGGGAGCGAGAGGAGGCGCGGGCGGCGCGGCGCUCGGGUUGCGCGAGCGCGGGCGCGGGCGUGCGGCGCGCCGUGGACCCGCUCGGCACCGUGGUGCCGCGCGCCGAGCCCGAGCCCGGCCCCGAGCCCGCCGACCCCGACCUCUACACGCAGGCCAACGCCGACGAGGGCCGCUUCCGGCCCGUCGUGCGCGCGCCCGCCGCGCUCUCCCUGCCCGCGCACGUCAUCGCGCGCCCGCUGCCGCGCGACACCACCAUCCCCGUGCAGACCGUGGCGCCGCGCGCCCACCUCACGCCCGACGACGAGCCCGUGCCGCUCAACACCGCCGUCGUUCAUCCCCGCGGCGCUCACGCGAGCGCGCCUGUGCGGGACGCCGGCUUCGUGCCCGUCGAGCCCGCCCGGCGCCGCGACCUCGUCCCCGCGGACGCGGUCCACGUUAAACCCGACGUAGAUAUAGGUCUCGAGCGAGAGAAUGAUGUAUGGAAGCGUGAGGACCCGCGUGUGAGCUCGGCCCCGGCCGAGCGCGAGAGCGAUAAGGAAUCACUGCCAAAAUCGAAUCGGGCCUCGGAUGAUAUUCAACCGAUCGCCCGAGCUAGAGUUAAGAAAUCUCCCACCCCAAAGUCAGUUAGUGAUAGAGAUAGUGAAGUAAUUAAGGAAAAACCUAGAGAUAUUAAAGAGCGGGAGAAGAAUAUCGAAGGUGCUAGUAGGGAUACUAGGAACGAGUGCAAGCCUAAGGAGCCGAGAGUUCCUAGGAAGAUGGAGGUCGAGCCCGAAGUUGUUGUCGUUGACAAUGAAAAAGAUAAACGAGCCGUGUCGGUUGUUAAAGAGGAAGCUCCAGUCACGAAUGCUUUUGCGGUUGAUGUCGAGGAUACUCGUACAAAAUCUAAACAUCUGGAUAAAAGUGAAAAAUCAAAAGUAACUGAAGACAAUCGUGAUAAAUCUAAAAAAGAGGAUAAAAAUGAAACGCCGCCUAAAGAUAGUCGUGAUAGGUCUAAAAAAAGUGACAAAGCAGAUAAUAUAAAAGGGGCAACAGAAGUUAUUUACGAUAAAGUUAAAAAAGGUAAUCAAAUUGAUCCUGUAAAGUCAGGUAUUGACGAAGGCCGUGAAAAGAUCAAAAAAGUUGAAAACAUAAAACCAGUUACAAAAGAAUUUUCUGAAAAGUUGAUCAAGGUUGAACACACCGAUGUAGCAAAAGCAGAAGAACAAGCAUGGGAUUUACUUUUCAGCGAAACCGAAAGGCCUGCAGUGCUGAACGUAACGCAACAAACUAUUGUAACGGACAAAUUCGAUGAGAAACCGAAAUCCAAGAAAACUCGUAAAGGUAGAAAAGGGCAAGAAGAUCAGCAAGCUAAAGACGAUGAAGAUAGUUUUAUAGAGAUUCACGCGAUCGAUGAAGCUAAAACUCCUUCCUGUGGCGAGUUGGUAUCUAUCUCCACACCAUUUGAGGACAUUGAUGCAACUAAUUCUUAUUUGGCAAAAUUAAAGAAACUUUCAUCCAAGAGUGUCACUUCUGAAAAAGAUGAUGAAACAGAGGUUAAGCCAAUAGAAUGCUUCCCUGAAGACGAUUAUGAACUUGCUUCUCUUAAAUUGAAAAGUAGAAAGAAUUCCUCCGUGUCAUCUUACAUAGAGGGUUGGCCCGAACCGAGUCCUGUCAAAAAAUCUACUCCAUUGCCGAUAGAAAAACCACCAUCGAGUCACCUGAAAGUAAAACAGGAUGUUUUAAGUACUAGUGAAAAUUUAUGCACUUCGCCUAAAGAUGUCCCAAAAACGAAGAAGAGCAAAUCAUUGUCUCCAUAUUCUGAUGCCAGUAGGAAACAUGGUGACAAAGCGUUUGAAUCUGAGAAAAAAGAUGUCUACAUUAUUGAUUCUUCAAAAGACGAAUUUCCUGAAAUUCAAAUUACAAGAGGCACCAAAACCCGGAAGUCACCUCAGCCAAUUGAAAGAAAAUGCGCAGAAAAAGAGAUCCUUCAAGAUAGGCCAAUAAAAUCCUGGAGUUCCAUAGCUGCUACGAAAAAUGACAAAAGAGAUGAACCUACCAUGGCUUUGAAAAAAUAUGAAAGACGUGAUUCUUGGGAAGAACCUCACGUAGGUACUAGUUUAGAUUAUCCGAAGUCUCACAAAGACGAUCGCGUGUCCUUGCAGGAUAAACUUAUCGAACUCUGCAAGAGAACUGACAUCAUGGUUGCAGAGUGCGACGCUCCAAACGAGCUUAAUUUUGUUGAAGAACACCAUACAGAUCUACACGAUCUGCCGCCGUUAGAGCCCUUGGAUUUUGGCUUGGACGACUACAAACUUGAAGUCAUGAGAGACAGUCUUUUGGAAGUAAACGAUACAAAAAUCACUAGCCCAAUAUGCAAAAUAAACAUAGACGAUAUUCUAUCGUCUAUUAAAGAAACUACAAGCAAAGUUAUAGAAUCCAGUACUUUUAAUUUAGUUGACUUGGAGAAGGUACCUGCCAGGAAAGAAAAAGGUUUUAGUGUUAUCGAGAGUCAUAAGAUUACGACUCAAGAGGUGAAAAUAGAUGAUGAAAGCAAAGAAGGGGAGAGUUCAACGAUGGAGAAGUCGUCGGACGACGACAACGUGUCGCCCCUAGCGUCUACCGACAGCGACAAAGAGGACAAACGUACCACCGGGCCGGCGAGCGUGCUCCUCCCUUCCGCGAAGCAACCAUCAAAAUGUAAGAAGUCGCGUAGAAAGAAGAAGUAACUCUAAAGUAUGUGUUCAAAACCAUAUUAGCUUCAUUUAUAUCAUAUUAGUGUCACAAUGUUACUUCGUAAACAUCAAUGUUUGAUGCUAAGUACAUAGUUACUACCUAAUUGUAAUAUAAACUGUUCAAAAACUCAUAAAUAUUCGAGCUUACUUUUAACAUAAUAUUUUCAAAAAAUCUACUUAUGCCACAAUAAUUAAAAAAAUAAAUAAAUAAAAAUAAAUAAAAAAUCAUUGAAAAUGACAAAAAUAUUGUUAACGUUUUCUUUAUGAAGAUAGUUGAAAUAGCGAUCGAUCCUGCGUUUUGUUCAUAGUUUUUGAUAAAAACAUUUGAACAGCUUCGAACUAUCUUCAUGAAAAUUUAGUUAAGCAUUGCAAUAGUGCUGCUACAGUACUUAUUUUGUAGAUUAUUUAAUUACUUUGUACAUAGUGUUGUAGUAAACUUCAAUAAUGAACACUACGUUAGAUACUAUUUUGCUUUCAUCAUCAACGCAUAUAAAUGACGUAACCUUGGUUCUGCCACAGUUUAGUGUCUGUUCGGCCAGUACGACAUGGAAAGUACCUCAUCAUUUACCAUUUUAAAAACUAUUUUUUGGUAUCUAAUAGAAUCUCGAAUGUGUGCUUUUUCCGCUAUUUCGAUAUACUUUAUUGUAUUUUAUUACCUCAAAAUGCGUUGACUGUGUGAGAGCGACAUGGGUAUUGCCCAACUAUUAAUUCGUUGCAAUAAAUGCUGAUAUGAGGGAUAGUGUUAACUCUCCAUCUACUCGUACUCACUGAUGGCCUAAUCCUGAUUCUCUUCUGAAAUUGAGUUCAAGUAAUCUUAUAUAUUAACAUGUAUCAGUUCUGAAAACUUGCCGUAGCAUAAUAAUAUAUUGUUUUCACAAUGAAUGGUGUUUCCACAAUGUCCGGAUUAAUCAAUCUUCAAAUUAUAUUCUAAAACAGAUUAGGUCCAAGUAAAACAGGCUAUGCCGUUUGAAGCAAAUAUGGCUGCUAAAGAUAUCAGUUAUUUGAAAGUAAUAUAUUCUAAAGCUAAUAAUAUAUAUGAGUAUGAUGGCCCGCUAGCUAGUUAGCUAUUGAAAUCUGUCCACUGUGGCCACUCGCCCUCAUAGGCUGGUUUUAGUGUCACGCGGACCGACCGCGAGGAGUGAUCCGCACACUAAUAUGUGUUAACUUCAGGGAGCGUUUUAGAGUGGCGCGGACGACAACAUCAACCUAAUACAAAUUGGUCCGCGUGACACUAAAGCCAGCCAUAGUCACGACUUGCUUGUGACCAAGCCGCUCGGUAUGAAAUACCUUCACAUAAACACGGCUGUCUUUAUGUACAAAUACUUUUAACUAUCCAGCAAGUAUUAAUCUAGAGGUUUUGUUUUUAUAUUAAGUUUUAUGUUGAAUCAUGACAAAUAUUUAUUUUUUCUAUCUUAGCUUUUAUUUCGUGUAGAUUUUUAAUUAACUUAAUGAUAUUUAGUAAAUAAUUUUAGUGCAUAAUAUUUAUAAUCAUGAUCACUUUCUUAAAUGAAAUUAUUUACAUUUUGCUCAUUUAUUUUGGAAGUGAUGAAAUAAAAGGCAUAAUAUAAAAAGAAAAAAUAAAUAGCGCUGCAACUACUAGUAUUUUACUGACUUGAGGCCAAUUCUUUGAACAAGCUGAACUUGUGAAAAAUAAAAGUUAAUAUUUCUUAUGUUGUGCAGCGGGAUAAAAAACAAAACAUUUCAAUCUCAUCGUUUUUGAAAUAAAAUUUCGCAAAAUAAUCAUGUGUAAACGACAACAAGGUUCGCAUAUAGUGAAUCUUUGGCGGCCUUCGGCGACGAGCAAUGUAUGAAGUUGUGAUGACAUGUUUACACGUUAGUAAGUCUUAAGUGACCUAAUUUAAUAGGAAAUAUAAAAGCAGUGGGUGUGUGCUUAGUAUAAUGUGUGUACCAUUUUGAACUGAGAUAUCGAUUAAACUUUUGUUGUUUUGUUGACAAUAUGGUAUCUUAUGUCGAACGAACGAACUUAAAAAAAAAUCACCAAGUGUGUAAAAAAUAGUAUUGGAAAGUCUCCGCGGAAAGAGGAGCGGGCAGCGAGCUGUUUUUGCACAGACUAACAUAACAGUUGUAUUACUCAUUAGCUUAAAAUUUGGUUAUAAAAGUAAGAUUUUAAUUAUGUGACCAACUGAAUACAACAGCAUCAUUUAAAGUAGGUUUACAACUUGACGUAAUGCCGUUUUAUCAAGUCCUUUGCCAACCGGCUACUUAGGUUCCAAUAGUUGUAAUAAAAAUCAAGUUAAAUAGAAUUAAAGUAAUAAUUUGAUAGGAAGACCUAUCACUAAACGUCUAAUCUCUUAUUAAUUUAAUAAAAACGUAUUGUAAAUUCAUUUGUAGUUAUUGUUAAAACUUUAAAAUGUUAUAAUUUUUGACCAAUAAUGACUGGUUUAACUAUUGUAAUACAACACAAGAUUCACGAUUUUCACGAAUAUAAUAUGAUUCGUUAGACGUUUUCUGGUAACCUACAUGAAACCAACACGUAACCUCAUACGACAGUCAUGUCCAUUCACAAUGUCCCGAUGUGAAUGAUAAAUAUAACACUACUCGAAAUAACAUUUCCUUUGCCAAGAGGUAUUAACCCGUAACGAAUUCGAAUUAGGUAUAAUUUUAAGGCAGCGCUUUUUGGACUAUUUUUGAUAUGUGUAUUUUCUUAAAUUAAUUUAAAAUUUGACUUCAUUGCUACAGCAAUGCUUUUGAUAUUUUAGUGAGUUUUUACUAACUCGGCCGAUCUACACAAAAUGUUCUAAAUGUUGUCAUUAGACCCGUUUGAAUUAAUAAUUACAACUAUGUUAGUAUUAUUUUAGUGUGUAAAUUCCAACGUAGGCAAGAUAAAAGUUAUAAAAUAUUAUUAUUUAUAUCACUUUGGCUUUUUGCAAGUACAAUAUAGAUUUAUGUACAUAAAGAAACAGAUGUACCUACCAUAGUUUGACCAAUGUAUUGCUAAGUAAGUUGCAAUUGUAACAGUUAUUACUAAUACGUAGGCCGAGAGUCCACUAUCAUAUGUUUAUCAUAGAAAUAUGAUCAUAGGUCUGUACUGUAUGCCUCCCUUUUUCUCCAACGUGAAGAAAAGGAAUGGGAUGUUGCCUGAUGACCAACAUGAUAGUUGACUAUCGGCCAUAGAUACAUAAAUUUAUAAGAUCACUGCUAAAGUAGAGUUACCUUUUGAUCUCGUGCGUCGUAAAUUUCCGACAGCUCAUAUAACAUCUCCAAAUAUACUUCAGCGGGAUCAAAAUUCAAAAAGAUAUUAUUGUACAUACACUAAAAAAACUAUUGUAGUUCAUAGCAAGAGAAUAUGUAUUUCAAAAUACAGUGGUCGCCAAAUUGGUACUUACUCUAAAAAUACUGAGGGUAUAUCUAUUGCUCUUACUUGUUUGAGCGAUAUACAAUCGCGGUUGUCCCUCUUAUCAAAUGGGCAAGACUAAGAAAACCGCCCGCCAUUUAGAAAACGAAAUGAGUCUUUAAAAUGUUUGAUUAUGUCCUAAUCCUAUGUAUAUCAUAGAGACAUAUUUUAUCCUUUACAUUGAGAAUUAGGUAAUAUCUGUUGGACGCUUUAAGACUCGUUUUUUUUUUCAAAAUGGCGGUCAUUUUUUCGAUCAUUGCAAAUGAGACACCUAAUAUAGUGGUGCUUGAAUAUCAUUUUAAGUCGGAAGUUGCAACUUACUGAACUAAGCUUAUUCUAUGUAGUAUUGAUGAACUUGACAUUGUAAUAUUUACAUUAUUUAUUUCUCUUUAUUCACUUAUUUAUAUUGUUAUAUCAGUUAAAAAAAUAGUUAUAUUAUGUCAGAAAAGAAAACGGAGGAAUACCACAAGUACAAAAAUUGUCGUCGAUACAAUAUAUUAUGUUUAUGCUCAUUCACACCCCUCCAUUUGGAUGUCUGAGCUGGAAAACUUAAAACACUGAUAUAAUAUUGAUUCAAAAAUUAGGCAUCUACUAUUUCUAAAAUAUUUUUGCGUUUUUAUUGUACAUAAAUAUAGAAGAACUCUAAUAAUAAAACUCGAAUUUGCUGUAGUCAGUGUUUUCGCGUGUUAUCAAAUUGAUAUUUGUAAAUUCGGCUGCCUUGUAUCACUAUGAUUUUGUUGAUAAUGUUAUGGAGUGUUUAAGAAAAUUAAAUAGUGAUAAAUAAAAAUGAGAAUUCAAAAACCACUAAA
This is a messenger RNA of Leguminivora glycinivorella, 9461 nucleotides long. RefSeq lists its product as uncharacterized. Gene Ontology annotation, cellular component: cytoplasm. NCBI's taxonomy places the organism in Eukaryota, Metazoa, Arthropoda, Insecta, Lepidoptera, Tortricidae. Gene Ontology annotation, molecular function: protein binding. The record is from RefSeq and is a predicted model, not a curated record. Gene Ontology annotation, biological process: response to starvation; autophagy. Bases 318 to 5291 code for a protein of 1657 amino acids. The transcript has 15 exons.